UCCCUAUCUAUUUAUCAUUCACACAGAAAGUUGUGAGGAAUGGCGUCUGAAGUUACCUUCCCCGGUGCCGAAUGGACGUCGUACGAUCCAUGGUUCCAUAUCACUGAAACACCACUUCCCGCAACGAACUUCAUCGAGUUUCAGACAACGGCGAACAACAUCUCGGAGGUUGGAACGACAGACCGCUCCAACGAAACCCCUGCCAAUCGCAACAUCGUCGCACUUGUCAUUCUACCAGUCGUACUGAUAUGCGGUCUCGUCGGCAACACUCUGGUUUGUAUUGCUGUUUUUAGGUUCGCUCCACUCAGAAUCGUUGCUAACUAUUUCAUCGUUUCGCUAGCAAUAGCCGACCUGGCAGUAUGUGGUAUUGUCAUGCCGUUAGCUGCUAUACAGGAACUGGCAGGUGAAUGGCGCCUUGGUAUAAUCAUCUGUGAUGUCUGGGUGUGUCUUGAUGUCCUUAUGAGCACGGCAUCCAUCUGGAACCUCUGCGUCAUCGCUCUCGACCGCUACAUGGCCAUCACACGACCUGUCUGGUACGCUCUCCGUCGGACACCGUUAAUGGCAACGGUGGCUAUUACCGUGGCCUGGGUCCUCUCUAUCAUCGUCAGCAUUCCCGCCCUCCUCUUCGUCGGCGGCUACGACCCAACGACGAGUAACUUCUGCGUUCUCAACAUCAGCCCUGUCUUUGCGAUCAUCUCGUCGAUGGUUUCAUUCUACAUUCCGUGUGUCAUUGUCUUGAUCGUUUACCAGAGGAUUCUUGUGGCCGCGCGACACCAUAGUCGUCGUCGAGUACGUCCAGCGAUUAUGAGCGUGUCGACGGUACCGGCUGCCACGGUAAAGGCAACGACACGAGCAGCAAACAAUGGUAGCUCGACUGCAUGCAGCAGCAGCGCUACUAGUAGCAACCCCACAAGCAGUAACCCUUCGGCAACUCCUUGCAACAAUCGCAAUAGUCAUACAAAUAACAAUGUCAGUGCAACGAACAGUGAGGGACAACCGAGUGCGGCAUCGCUGAAUCCAAGUAUGAAUACCAAACCUAACAACCAACACCUAAUGGAAAUAAGUCUGGAAAACACUGAUAUAAGUGCUGCAGAUAAAUUAAGUGAUGAAAGGACGCAAUCUGCAAACGGAGCAAACAAUGUUACAGAAGACGGGCAGAUUGAUAAAAAACAUUUAUCGGUAAAACCCCAAACGAAGCGAGUGACAUUGAUUGCUGAUGACGCUCCAACGACGCUGGCGAUAGCGAACGCCGUCAACCACCAUCGAAACCAUCCUGCGUUCGUCAGACGGCGACAGAUAUCGGUCUCCCGCGAACGGCGUGCCGCGUUUGUUCUCGCUAUAGUAGUGGGUGUCUUCAUCUGCUGCUGGUUACCGUUUUUCAUUAUAAACGUUCUUCUUGGGAUCUGCCCAAACUGUCCCGUCUCUCCUAUUGCAUUUCAGGUUGUUACCUGGCUUGGAUGGUGUAAUUCUAUUCUAAACCCCAUAAUUUAUACGACUUUUAACCGCGACUUCAGAAACGCUUUCAGAAAAAUCCUUUUCUGUGGAAAAUUAUAGUGUAACAGACAGAUUCAAAUUGGUGCUCUCACCAUUUAUCGUGCUUUUUUCGGACGUCAGAAUUGAGAGCUUUUAACAAACCGCAAGUUCAGAAAUGCUUUCCGGAAAAUCCUCUUCUGUGGAAAGUUAUAGCUUGCCAGAUUCGCUUUGUGUAAGGAUACUGACAUGUAUUCUCCGGACGUCAGAAAUUGAUGAAUUAUAAAUUAUGCAAAUUGAUAAGGAUAUACUGCUUGUCUGUCUGAGCAAGAGAUGUGGAAACUAUCGAAAGGGAAGAACAUUUAGAUUAUUAUUUCACUUCAUUAUCUUUUGGACUAAGGAAAAGAGUCACCUUUAUCAAACUCCCUGACCAUGAAAUCAAGAGGAAUAUAAUUGAUUCAUGUCCUCGUGAACAUGUUUAAAGGUCAAGUCCACCUCAGAAAAUGUUGAUUUGAAU
Messenger RNA from Lytechinus variegatus (green sea urchin), 1987 nucleotides. Its product is annotated as probable G-protein coupled receptor No18. Gene Ontology annotation, cellular component: membrane. Gene Ontology annotation, molecular function: G protein-coupled receptor activity. The record is from RefSeq and is a predicted model, not a curated record. The coding region runs from base 40 to 1554 and encodes 504 amino acids. The transcript is spliced from 3 exons. Lineage: Eukaryota; Metazoa; Echinodermata; Echinoidea; Temnopleuroida; Toxopneustidae. Gene Ontology annotation, biological process: adenylate cyclase-activating adrenergic receptor signaling pathway.